UAUGCUCCUCAACUGUGAAAAAGAGUUCCGGAGCGAAGACAGCAGUGCUGCGUGUGCCUUUACCUUUCUCUCUCUUACAAAAUACCAUCGUUUAUGUAGUUGUUUUAAACCUUUUUUUUCAUUCUGAUGGACAGUUUCAGCAUUUUAACUGCAACCCCAGAAAAGUUUGGUUUUCCUUAUUUACAGGGAUGUCAAAAAAUUAACAUAAGUGGGAAAAGUCCUGGAAUAUGCUUCAUUUUAAGGGGGACACUGACUGCCUUGGAGAGGAGAGGAGAAGAAAUACUCAGGGGGACUGACAUCCUGGGAAGAAGUUUCUUUCGGACGGGAUAUACAAACACAAAGUGGAGAGGAUUUUCAAAGAUGGAGGACACAGUAGAAGAGGCGGUACAGGAUAGGAGGAGCGGAAAGACAUAAGAUGGCGUGAGGACCAAAGCCGGUGGUUGGUUUGAUCUGAGCCACGUGUGCGUUCAGCCACGUCUCUUCACCGCUUCAUGGAUGUCGACGAAACGUUGGGUUCCUCUGAUGGCCGGUCUCUUCAGUCUCAGACCAGGUAGCGCAUUGUUCAGUCUAAAGCAGGUUUGUGGCUCAGUAACUGAUAUAGAGGGGUAAAUGAACCAAGCGCUGCCCGAACAAGACAUGAAACUGAAAAAAUGACUGUGAAUGUCAACAGUACUAGAAAGAACAAGAUCAACUGACAAUGUCACCACUCAUCGCUCAAGGACGUGGUUCAACCAGGGAUUCAGACAGAAGAAUGAGCCCUUCCUCCUGAACCCAUGGCGUCCAUGAAAUCUGCACUGUCGCCCUCUCUAUCACUGGCCAUGAGUGUAACUGGAAGCUGAUAGCAUGUGAUCAACGGCACUGGGAGAGACCCAGCAUCCCGCUGUUACACCACCGUCAAACCUAGCCGUCUUUGUCAAGAAAAUGGCCGAUGCCGGUUUCCGACUUUGGAAAGAGGACGAGUUCCAGCAAGCAGAUUUUCUGACGUCACAGUUAGCAUCACUCCAUCUCAUGGAUGAGAAGACCAACCAAAUGGGGGAUGAGCCUCCACCCCAUUUUGUCUGUCCUCCAAUGAUGUCAUCAUCCAGCCAAUCACAACAGGAGACUGACAUAUCUUCAGCUACAUGCUCUAAUCCGUCACCAGCAGAUCAAGAGUCCGUGGAGCCUAGGAUGAGCCGAAAUGACAGCGAGGCUCAGCCUCCUACUUUGACAUCUUUCCUGCAGGACCUUUCCACCACUGCCGCUGCUGAUAAUGAUGUGUUUCAAGAGUUAGGAAACGUCCCCAAGGAAGACGAGAUCCAACGCAAGAACAUCAUCACUACCGCAAUGGCAGCAUGUGAUUCCUGCUCUGAGCAAAACCAGCUGGUUGAUGCAGAGUGGUACUGGGGCAACAUCUCAAGAGACGAAGUGAACAGGAUGAUGAGGAACACACCUGAUGGCACAUUCUUAGUCCGAGAUGCUUCUACCAAGGUCAAGGGAGAAUACACCUUAACACUGAGGAAAGACGGCUCCAAUAGACUGAUAAAGAUCUUCCAUCAUGGAGGGAAGUACGGCUUCUCUGAGCCAUUGACUUUCCUUUCAGUCGUGGAUCUUAUUCAGUAUUACCAGGACAAGUCACUCGCCCAGUACAACUCUAAACUGGAUACCAGGCUGCUGUUUCCCAUCUCGAAAUAUCUGCAGCAAGUGAUGGAGGUUGACAUUGAUGCAGUCGGAGAACGGCUCAAGUUAUUUCAGGACCAUUAUGAAGAGAAGAGCAAAGAGUAUGACCGCCUCAACAAGGAGCUUAACCAAACAUCACAGGAAUUGCAGACUAAACGGAUGGCCAUUGAGGCUUUCAGUGAAAUCAUUCGGAUUUUUGAGGAGGAGUGUGAAACCCAAGAACGCUACAGCAAGGAAUACAUUGACAUGUUCCUAAAAUUAGACAACAAUACGGAAACUGACAAGUCGACUCUCCUGCCUGAUUCUCGGAUUCAGAAUAACUCUGAUGAGCUGCAGUCAAGGGUGGAGGAGAUACACAACAGCAAAAUGAUGUUGGAGGACGAAUUAAGGAGCAAAGUGCUGGCCCACAUGGAGGUUGACAGGAAAAUAAACCACCUGAAGCCAGACCUUGUGCAGCUCAAGAAGAUCAGGGAUCAGUAUUUGAUCUGGCUCUCACAGCAAGGAACCAGUCAGAGUCAGAUUAAUGACUGGCUCGGUGUACGAAAUGAAGAGGACCCAUACACCCUGGCAGAUGGUACCCACCACGAGGAGAGGACCUGGUAUGCUGGAGGCAUGACGCGGAAGGAGGCAGAGGAGCUGCUUAGGGGGAGGAGGGAUGGCACUUUCCUUAUCAGAGAUAGCCAAAGUCAGAGAGGAUCCUUUGCCUGCUCGGUCGUUGUGGACGGGCACGUGAAGCACUGUGUGAUCAACAGGACAUCUACAGGCUAUGGCUUUGCUGAGCCCUAUAACCUGUACUCAUCCCUCAGAGAGCUGGUCCUCCACUAUCAGCACACAUCCCUGAUCCAACACAACCAGCAGCUGAAUGUAACCCUGGCCUGGCCUGCUCUCAGCCAGCAGCCCAGCUGAGAAACCACCAGCACGCCACACUGAUAGCACUUUCUCAACGCUUCACUAUAUGAGCACUCAGAAGAUGAAAAAAAAACAGAGGGACACUGUUAACCAGCUCAAACUGAACAAAAUAUUACUGUUUUUAAAAUUUUAGCGGUUAUUUUUAUAUUUAUAUCCAACUGUCCAACAAAAGCAUGAUGUCACAUCAAAAUAUCAGAAAUACCGUCCUUUCCAAGGCAGUUUUAAGGAUAAUUACAACUGGCAUGUUUUUCUUGUUGGGCAACAGUUACACAAAAUUAGCAGAUGUGGUUCUACAUUAAAAAGCUUUUCUAGCAAUGACAAGUUUGAAACCUCACGUGCUGUGACAGUAUGAUGGAGUCAGUCAGUGUUGCCAUGAUGCGAUUUUCACUGGACCCGUGCUGCUGGUGGACCCAAAACCGUACAAUCAAUCAAUCAAUCAAUCGGUGCAACUGUAAUUAUUAUUCAUUCUCAUUUUUUUACUAAUAUAGUGUUCAUGUAGCUUACUUUACUACGAACUCUCAAAAAUUCAACAAGAGAAUAAGCCAAUUUUCACACAAGUGUAACUUUUUUCAGCUAAAUCGCAGCUCUGCUAAAUUAUUUUUGGAAUUGUCAUGUUUUCAUGGUUGGAAAGGACAGUCAAACCUCGGUUUUCGAAUGCCCCAGUUUUCGCCAUAAUUUUGCCUUUGUUUGUGUACACUCUCAGUUUUCGUACAGUAUUGUGCGUAACAAACUAGUCCGGUUAACCUGUGCUGUACUGUAUGUUUGUAUUUUUUGUUGACAUCUUUGGGCGUCUGGAACAGAUGAAUUUUAAUUUGAAUUAUUUCCGAUGGGAAAACUUGCUUGGUUUCGUACAUUUCUGUUUUCGUCUGACCUAGGGGUGUCCAAACUUUUUCCACCGAGGGCCACAUACAGAAAUUGAAAGGAUGCAAGGGCCACUUUGAUAUUUUAUAAAAGAUACGCUAAGAAUUUAUGUAUUUCAAGAAAUUUGUGAUAUAGGUGAAAAAGCGUAUUAGUAUAAACUUCAGUCUUUGCUUUUUUUUUUGCUGUUGUUUUUUUUUAUUUCAACUUUCUUCUUAAAUAAUCUUUGUAAAUUUUAUUUUUGUAAUAUUAUGACUUUAUUCCAAUAAUAUUUUGAUUUUAUUUCCAUAAUGUAACGUAACUUUUUCCCAACAUAGAUUUUCCAAAAAUUAUAACUUCCUUUUGUUUUGUUUGUUUCUCAUAUUACGUAACACACACACACACACACACACACACAACACAUAUAUGCAUAUAUAUAUAUAUAUACUGUAAAUAUAUAUGCAUAUAUAUAUAUGCAUAUAUAUAUAUAUAUAUAAUA
This is a messenger RNA of Dunckerocampus dactyliophorus (ringed pipefish), 3901 nucleotides long. Its product is annotated as phosphatidylinositol 3-kinase regulatory subunit gamma-like. Gene Ontology annotation, cellular component: phosphatidylinositol 3-kinase complex. Lineage: Eukaryota; Metazoa; Chordata; Actinopteri; Syngnathiformes; Syngnathidae. Gene Ontology annotation, biological process: phosphatidylinositol phosphate biosynthetic process; insulin receptor signaling pathway. The coding region runs from base 922 to 2562 and encodes 546 amino acids. The record is from RefSeq and is a predicted model, not a curated record. Gene Ontology annotation, molecular function: 1-phosphatidylinositol-3-kinase regulator activity. The transcript is spliced from 12 exons.